GUCGACUGUAUCUCCCUCCCCCACAUGGUCAACCGGGCGGGCGCAUCUCGCCGAACAUGCAACUUUUUUUUUUUUUUUUGAAAUUUGACUGUUGACUGAUUCCCCAUCCCAUCCACAUACUCUCUAGCGCAGGAACAAAACGAUCUGGGAUAGAGGACUCAAUUUAUCUGGUGCGCAUCCAGAUUGCACCCAUCUGUGUCUGCCAUAUGCAAACCGUGCGCAACGCGCUCAGCAUUUCAGCCUCUUGUUCCAAGGCUAAUUUAAGAAACCGUGUUGGGGUGAGUUGAAUGUGUAGCAGCAGCACACUACAAAGUCUGACAUAGUUUAGUUACUAAAUACGCAUAUUUCAUCAUUAUACAUUUUUUUAUUCAUAAAUUCAUCAAGACCAUUUGUUUCUAACCGGGAUUUAAAGUUAUGGAUUCAACGGAGGAUAACGGGGAGAGCAAGGCAGCACUCCGUCCAUGCGCGCCCAGGUCUCUUCUCCUGCGCUGUCUGGUCGGUUUCCCUACGGUGGUGUGUUUCAUGUUGUCCCUGAGCUCCAUAGCCAUCUGCCUGCUCAUGAGCUUCAAGACUUACCAACUGGAGAACCGACUGGAUGCCCUGGAGUUGGAGAAAAACACAGUGUUUAACCCUCCGGAGAGCGCCUUCACGCGCGAGGAUGGGACUGUACUACCGGCACUAAGGAGUUCUAUCGAGACGCUCCUGCAAGAGAGACUGAGUGAAGUGAUGCCUAAACUGCGCACGGCAAGGGACGUCCCCCAAGAGUGUUCCUGCCCACCAGGUCCUCCUGGAAAGCGUGGAAGGAUGGGAAGAAGAGGUGAUCCCGGAGCUCCAGGCAAGACUGGGAGAGAUGGAUACCCGGGCCCGCUCGGCAUGGAUGGCAAACCAGGUCUCCCAGGUCCUAAAGGAAGUCAGGGACCAGUGGGACUCAAGGGAGAUAAGGGUGACCAGGGAGACAUUGGGCCCAGGAUGGUCUUUCCCCGCUAUGACCACGGCUUUAUGUCUGGUGACCAGUCCAACUUUCAGAGACGCUUGAUGAAGGGUGACCAAGGGUCCCCGGGCCCCAGAGGCCCUCCUGGGAACACAGGCAAGGACGGGCCCCGCGGCCCCGCUGGAGAACAGGGUUUCCCUGGUCUCGAUGGUGUGGAGGGACAAGCAGGUGUACCUGGAAAGCCGGGUGAAGAUGGCGAGCCAGGAUACCCAGGGCCACAGGGACCCCCAGGGUCAAAGGGGGAGGCUGGUUUGCUGGGAGAGAAGGGGGAGAGGGGCAUGGACGGACUCCCAGGGUUUAAGGGAGACAAAGGAGAUAUCGGAGAGCAAGGCACCCAGGGAGACUUGGGUUAUCCUGGUGAAAAGGGGGUUCCUGGCUCUACUGAGGUCAUUGACUUCAAUGGGAAGCUACUAGAAGCCUUCCAGGCCAUCCAGACCAUCAGUGUCGGGGGCCCACCAGGGUUACCGGGGCCCCCAGGACCCCCAGGAGGAAAGGGAGAGCUAGGCUUGCCUGGGACAUCUGGACUAGAUGGGGAGAAGGGAGAUAUGGGGGAGACGGGGUCGAUCGGAGAGAAAGGAGAGAAAGGAGAGAUGGGUCUCUCUGGGCCAGGGGGGAGGGAUGGACAGAAGGGGGACAAGGGAGACUCCAGGCUGGAAGAUAACCUGGUUCAGAUGAUUUCUCAGCCAGGCCCUCCCGGCCCCCCGGGACCCCCCUGGACCUACAGGGUACAUGGGCCAUCAUGGAACGCCUGGCCCUAAGGGAGAGCCUGGAGACAAAGCUAAAGGGGAGAAGGGAGAUAUUGGACCUGCUGGACUGAGGGGUGUUGAUGGCCCUCAGGGUCCCCCCGGCUCCACAGGAUUGGUGGGUCUCCCAGGGACCAAAGGAGAGAAGG
Oncorhynchus gorbuscha (pink salmon) is the source of this 1883-nucleotide messenger RNA. Its product is annotated as collagen alpha-1(XXIII) chain-like. Lineage: Eukaryota; Metazoa; Chordata; Actinopteri; Salmoniformes; Salmonidae. The transcript has 26 exons. The record is from RefSeq and is a predicted model, not a curated record. The coding region runs from base 415 to 1749 and encodes 444 amino acids.